Actinia tenebrosa (Australian red waratah sea anemone) is the source of this 1608-nucleotide messenger RNA. Its product is annotated as origin recognition complex subunit 5. Gene Ontology annotation, molecular function: DNA replication origin binding. Gene Ontology annotation, cellular component: nucleus; nuclear origin of replication recognition complex. The record is from RefSeq and is a predicted model, not a curated record. Gene Ontology annotation, biological process: DNA replication initiation; DNA replication. NCBI's taxonomy places the organism in Eukaryota, Metazoa, Cnidaria, Anthozoa, Actiniaria, Actiniidae.
CGGCGAAAGUCAAAAAUUAUYCAGACUUCUUCCAAAAUUCCACCUGAAAAAAUAUUCAGGAUUUUUGAACGUGUACACUGUAAGACAUUGGAUUAUGCUUCAUGAUAAUCUUGAGUUACUAAAUUUCAAAAAUCGAAAUUUUACGAACCUUUUGAUUUGGAGUUUAUUUUAGAAACGUUUCUCCAAAAUGGCGUCCUCUGUUGCUCAUUUUGGGUACAGCGAGGAAGAUAUUCAAGAUGUAUUUUGCAUGGCACCGUACAGAGAAAAUCAGAUUUCAACGCUGCUGUCAUUGUUUGGAAGUAUUGGUGAUCUUUCUUGUCCAAGUAUCUUCGUGUAUGGAAAUACGGCUACAGGGAAAUCGUUUGUUGUGAAAAUGCUGAUGAACACUUUGAAGCUUCCUCAUGUAAUGGUAAACUGUGUGGAGAAUUUCACCUCUAAACUAAUGUACGAACACAUCUUAAACAGCUUUAAACAAGAAGAUGACGAAGAAGAAAUUUCUUUGACAAAACGGUGUGAUAACAUGGUAGAUUUCCUGCGUCUGUUAAAACAGAACAUAACUGAACAAAACCUACAGGAUCAAACAUUCUACAUUAUACUGGACAAAGCAGAAAGACUACGGGAAAUGGAAAUAAACAUCUUGCCAGCAUUUCUAAGACUCCAAGAACUUACUGAGAUGAAUAUAUGUGUUAUUCUGUUGUCAGAAAUAAUUUGGGAGAAGUUCUUUUCUGGGACUGGAUUCAAUGAUCCUGUGUUGAUACAUUUUACAGAUUACUCCAAAGCCGAGUUACAGCAGAUAAUGUGUUUAGAUUGUCCUAGUGAUUAUCCAGUAGACCUCUUCAGUGCAUUCAGUCAGCUUCUGUUGAGUGUGUUCUAUACUGUUUGCCGGGAUCUAAAUGAACUACGCCAUUUGGCUGCCCUCCAUUUCCCCAAGUACUGUGAGCCCAUCACCAAGGGGGAGGCUACCUACUCAGACAGUCAUAAACUAUGGCGUCACAUUGGUCCACACCUGAAGCGAGCGCUCAAUACUGUCUACUUGAGAGAGGUAUCCAGCAAGCAGUGGGAAAACAUGUUGACUCAAGAGUCAAAUGAAGAACACUUGAAUGGAUCUGCUCCAGCUGCUGGUAAUCCACAGAGGUCGCACAUAGAACUCCCGUUUUACUCCAAGUACCUGCUAUUGGCUGCAUACAUGGCAUCUUACAACCCUGCCCAUACAGACAAGCGAUUUUUCUCUAAACAAGCCCAAAGGAUGUCAAACAGAUGCAAAGCAGCAGCAAAAAAAGCCAACAAGGGAAAGAUAAGCAGUCAGCUAACAGGUCCAAAGGCAUUUCCAUUAGACAGAUUAAUGGCUAUAUUCUAUACCAUAGUGGAAGACAAAGUAGCACCAUCAGCUAGUAUACUGUCCCAAAUCUCCUCACUUGUGUCCCUAAAUCUCCUGUCACAAGUCUCGGCAGAUGACCAGAUCGAUUCUGCUAAGUACAAAUGCCUGGUUAGUUUUGACUUUAUCAAAGGGAUAGCAAGGCAGCUGGAAUUUGAUAUCAUACAAUACUUAUUUGAUUUUGUAUAAAUUGAAAUUAAGAUUUUUUCAGAAUAAAAAACGCUUUGGCUUAU